UUUCGCAAGGGCACAAGGAAUAUUUAAAUAAGGUGAUGAUAAUUGGCACAUAUUUGACGAUGAGUGAUACUGAAGUACACCAUGUGGCCAAUGACGCGCCAGCGCCACGCGUAGAUACUGACGAUGACAAGGUGCCAGUCAGAACCGAGUCAGAGACAGAGGAAUUGCGAAUUAGUGCAAGGCGGAAUACGCCAAAAUCAAAGGGGAACUUCUGCUGCAUAGCCAAAGAGUACUAUAGCGAGUACUCCAACCUGAUUGAUUCGCUGCACAUCAUGCCUCGUAUUAUGAUUCACCAUCGCCGUUUCAAGGUCAACUCCACCUACGGCCUCACGCUCAACAUCAGGAACAAUGGACUGUAUCCCCGACUGAUCCAAGUAAGCACGGACAGCCCCGUGGACACAUCCAUCUCGAUACCCGAAUUGGAUCUGCAUCGCUACCUGGAAACCGACCAGACGCUAGAGGUGAAGAUCUGGAUCCGAGCCACCACCUCGCGUGAUAUCAACCGAAGGCGCCACAUUUACGUCGAGUCCUUUCACCCGAACAUCAUCUUCCAAGUGCCCAUCAUUGUGGUGUACAAGCUAGAGGAACCCUCAUUAUGCGAGUUCUUAACCCUGCCGCGCUGCGUCCCUAACAACAAGUCGUAUUACGAGAUGAUCAUCUACAAUCCCACAAAAGAACGCAUCCGAAUGCGCUUCAGAAACACGAAUCGGGGACUGACUUUGAACACUCUGAACAAGGAUCUGCUGCCGCCAAAGGACUAUAUCAAAGUGCUCCUGGUAUUCCACGUCCAGAAGCUGCAAUCGCUGAAGGGAUUCUUCAACAUUAAGUUCGGUGUGAGUGCAUCCAAAAUUAUCAUUUUCGACUUCACGGCCAAGUCGAUGGGCGCUCAUUUGAGUGGAGGUAGCGUAUCCUUCGGCCUGACCAAGUUCUCCCGCGAGGAGCAACGCACUAUAACCGUGUGCAACGAGUCGCCACACGAGGUGAGGGUGUCCUGCAAUUUCGACGGAAACCCGAAUCUGGCAGAGUCGGCGUCGCAGAGCAUUGACUCCCAUUUCUCGAACAAACUGAUCGAUGAGGCCGUCAGCAUGCGCAGCGUCCUUCUCUUCGACUUUGAGGAAAAUCCCAACAUACAGAACGUCAGAUACAGCAUCUCAGCCGCCAAGCACUUCGGGUUCGUUACGCCGCACUCGAUUCCAUCCUGGUCGUCGGCGGAAAUCGUCGUGAGCUUUAGGCCCUUGUACGACGCCACGGAACCCUUCCCAGACGAUGCGGAGCCACCGUACUUCCAGCGCACCCGCCUCACCUUUUGCUUUACCGAUUCCGAAGAUUGCAUCGAGUCGCACUUCCUCGUUGUCUCCGGAGAGAUUGACGGCAUCGAGGUGGAGGUGUAUCCCAAGUUGAUUGACUUUCGCAAGAUCUAUCUAGGGGAGGAGCACUGCUCCCAAAUCAAGAUCCUUAAUGUGGAUGCUGUGCCCGCCAAGGUGGCCUACAAGGACACUCUCGAGCCGGACAUGGGCGGGGUGCGCAUGACGCCCAUGGAGGGAUUUUCUCUGGAGCCCUGCUGCCGGGGCACCUUUAACCUGUCCUUCUACACCACCCAUCCCGCCCGUUUCACGAUCACGCUGCGCUUUAAGGUAGUGAAUGGAGCCCACUACAAGGUCUACCUCAAAGGAACUGGGCAGCAUGUCCAGCUGCGCACCUUUCCACAACUCGUAGAAUUCGGCAGCAUACCCAUGGCCGUGCCUCAGAAGCGGUAUAUGCUGCUCAUGAAUCCGCUGGCGGUGCCUAUUACGCUGCAGGUGAAGGCCAGCGACGAUGGGGAGGAGCAGCCGUUGGUGCUGAACAUUCGCGACUCCACGGAGAUGCUGCCCAUCACUGUGCGGGAUCCCAUCAAGCACUUGCAACGGGCCCACGAGGACAUGCGCAACGAUUCUCUGGAGUACAACAGCAUCAACCUGACGUCAAACACGCCGGAUAUGCUGUCUAUGAAGUCCCUCCACAUAAACGAGUCCUUGUACAGCAUGGAAUUCGAGGAGGAAGUGAUGGAGCCCGUUCCAAUGUUGGCCAGUCACCUGCUGACGAACCUGAAGAAGCAGAAGAUUUUCGACAAGACGGAGACUGACAAGCGGGUGAUCCAGGAGGCGCUGCAUGGACUCAUCAAUACCAAGUACUUCUCCAUAUUCACCAAGCACAACAACUUUAUUUUCAUGGACUGGAACGCGAUACCCAGUGACCCGCGUGAGGUCUACUGCGACAACGAGAUUAUCUACCUGCGGCCUAACACUGGACGCACCAUCACCAUCCUGCUGAUCCCCAACCAGGUGGGGUACUUCCAUCGCGCCCUCAACGUCCGCAUCUGCCCCUCAGUUCUGUCCAAUUCGGGCUCCAGUGAGGAUCAUCAAAGCGUGAAGACGCUCAUCAAGUCGGAUUUUCUGUGCUCCAAGCUAUGGUUCGAGUACAACUGCGUGACCCCAGAGAUUGAGUGGACCAACAUGGUGGACCUCUCGCCUAGGACUGUCUAUGCGGGCGAGAAGUACGAGUUUGACAUGAGCUUCUAUAACAGAUCCACCACCGGUGGUUUUCUGCACUUUGAUGUCAUUCCAAACGAGAUGAAUUUUCGGGAUGGAAUCUGGAAGUUUUACAUUGGCUCUGGUUCUCGCAUCUUCGCUAAAUGCACGGUCACCUUUCGCUCUCUGGGCAAUACCCGGCUUACGGGUCUGGUCAAGAUUGUAGGCGCCCCUCGGCCCUACCCCUUUCAUCUGAUCGCCAACGUCCUGCCCACUGAGAUACGCAUCUCGCCCACCUAUGUGCACCAUCGCCUGCAGACCUAUGAGCUUCACAAGGUCCACUUCUACAUAGACAACUACACGCCCACCAACACUAAGCUAACAAUGAAUUUGAAGGACACCACCGGUCAAUAUCUGACAACAAGGGGCGGAGUACUGGCCUCGACUGGACAGAGCAUGUACACCACGUUGGUGGCGAUAUUCCCCGAUCCAGACCUCUACCAGAACAUCCUUUAUGUGGACUUGCAGUUUGACCACGUGAUGGAGAUACCCAUCACGUUCCUGGUAGAGGGAGUGCCGCUGUACUUUGAGCCCAACAUAAGAGAGGGCUUCGAUGCUGGGCUGCUCUACACCGACACCAAGGAAGAGUUCCACGACAAAAUCUACAACCACCGCUUCCCUGUGAAGGUGAUCAAUAAGGGCCUCCGCUCCUACCGCGUCACCAUCACCCGCCUGAAGACCUACGCCCAGAAAAAUGGACGAUUCUCGUCCUGCUCCUCUCAGCCACUGACGGCCCGUUUUGAUAUAAUGCCCAAGCAUCUCUACCUACCCCCGGAAUGCGUGGAAACCCUUGAGAUAAUGACUAGCUCCUGCCAGGAGGGCGUGGUUUUCAGCGACUUUCUGCUCCAGGUCACCGACCAAAAAUAUCCGCAGCGCAAAUACACCAUCAAGGUCACGGCCAAGGCCACAUUCACCGACUGCCAGCUGAUCUGGAACCGCAAGCAGAUGCUCUUCCAAUACCAUAGCUGUGAGCCGCUGAGGGAGCGCUCAAACGUACAGACCCCUAUUCUGAUCAACCAGCAUUCGGUUCCCAUUGCCGAGGUUAGGCUCCAGGCCACAGGGCCCUUUCGAAUCAAGGAGCUCUACGAGGACUCAUUCGAAAAGGAGAUCCUCAUGCCCAUCGAGGCGCUGCAGCACAAGGAGAUAUUUGUCAUCCUUAACAGGGCGGCCAUGAAGCAGUUGUUCUGCAAGCAGAUGGAGGGUCGCAUCAGCGUCUGGGCCCUGGGGCGACAAUUGAACGCGCUCUCCCUGAAGGUCUCUGUCCAGGCGCCUGACGUACUCAUCCUCCAGCCCGAGGUGGUGCUCUUCGACCGUGGCAUACCAUUCGACAGCAACGUAAGUCUCAUCAAUCAGGGCUGCCUGCGGGCCGAAUUCAAGUGGAAGCGCCUGGAGACGUCCGAGCAGUUCGUGGGAGACAUUGAUGAUCCGGAGGGCAUGGUCGCCGACUUCCUCUCGGAAAUCCUGCGCAUGCUCGAGUACAACUUCAGCUGCGAGGACGAGCCCAACAUGACCCUCCGCUACCAGCAGUGCCGCUGCCAAUUCAGCCACCACUCGGAGACGGGCGACCUCAUCCUGGAGAUACUCGAUGAGAUCGUCAACGACCUGGAUCUCAGCCACCGACCCCUUGUAUACCCAAAGGAGGAACAGUCUGGAGAAGACACCGCAAUGGAGCAGAACAGCACCUCGAGCUUCGUGCGUGACACCAUCUACGACCUGCUCAACAGACUCCACGUCGAUUCCAGUGACCAGCUUUCUCCCGCCUCCUCGGAGUACUGUUUCGCCGAGCGCUUCAUUUACUUCCACGAGAAGCAGGGCGAGGUGGAGGUGCCCGACGUCCAGCCGGACCACCAAUGCCUGCUGCACUUGCCCCACAUUCGGCGCUCACACGAAAUGCGGGCCCUCUUCCAGCUCACGGUUGUGGGCGGACGCAGCCAGUACUUGUCGGUCACUUUGGUCAAUCUCGCACAGAAGAUCAAGUUCCACAAGGAGAGCGUUUACCUAGGGACUAAGCCGUGGUACGAGAGUUUCAAUGCCGUAGUGCGCGUCACGAACGUGACCAAAUACCAUCUACAACUGGUGGUCCUGGAGAUUCCGCCGGAGAGAUCACAGGAGAAGCGUUUCAUCGAGGGCUACUGCAAGCUAGUCAGCAGCGAUUACAUUCACUUGGAACCUCUGGCCAGCGACCAGAUUCGGGUCAAAGGUGUCCUCGGCUUCAGCGAGAGCUUCUGCCACACUUUCGGGGUGGUGAUCAACGCCAGUGCCUCGAACCACUUUUGUCUGAGGGGCCAAGGGGUGAUGCCCAUUUUGGAGACGGACUCGAAGCUGAAAGGGGUCCCCCAGGAGCAGCUUGCUAUCCUGGAGGAAUAUCGCCUGUUGCAGCGCAUAUACUACUAUGAGAUGUUCAAGAGCAUCACCGAGACGGAUGGGGAGCUGACCGCAGCCGAUGGCGAGGAGGAAGGCAUACAGGAGGAUGUCAUAUCCGAAGAUUUCAGUCAGCUCUCGGAGAGCGAAGAGGAUAUGUCCAGUGCGCGACAGCGCUAUCACGACACCCAGCUGUUCAAAAUGGUCCGGAGCUACGUGCUGGUCAACAACAACCAGGAGCUGCCCCACGCUACCAUUCUCAAGCAGAUGCUUCUCGGCGAGCGAUAUCGCAACCGCCUCCGCGACAGCUCCGAGUUGUAUGCCAAGCACCAAGAGGUCUACCAGAGCCAGCAAAAACUCCACAAGGCGGCCAGCUACAAGCUGCCGCCGAAUGUCAAGCACUUCACCGUCCAACCCAUUCCCUGCGAGCAGCAGGGCCACAUCCUGGACCUUGGUCAUCUCAAUCGCAACACCUUGCGCCGCUUCGAACUGCAGCUGCACUUCUUCGGCCCCGGGAAGCUGAUAGCCGCCGCCCGCACGGCUGUCCGGAUACCCGGUCUCUUUGUCGACUUUAGCAUUAGCCCCGAACUGCACGCUGAUAAGAAAUUCUCGUUCUGGUCCGAAAAGUGCACGGCUCUGGAGUACUUCAAGAAGAAAUAUCGAAACAUGCUGGAGCGCCUGAUGGAUGCCCAGGAUCCCAAUCUGAAGCACGCCCACUCCUUCGAUCUGGACCAACUGCUGAAACAUCAGCGGUCACUGUUAGGCAAAGACCGGCACUUAAUGGAGGAAUACUACAACAGUCUCAAUCUCUCGAUCUAUCCCGACCACAAGCAUCACUUUACCCUUGCCAAAGUAUACUCAGACAGUCAGAUGAACUACUCCGGGGUCGAUGUCCGAGUCGUUGGCUACUUCAAGCCAGAGUCGCGUUACUACCAAAAGAAUCAAUUGGUCGAGGACUACAUAUACAUAGACCUUCACAUGGGUCCUACCCUUCCUAUCCUGCUGAAAGGCUAUAUCGCCACUUGACUUAUUUCUAUUCAU
This is a messenger RNA of Drosophila persimilis, 5969 nucleotides long. RefSeq lists its product as uncharacterized. Gene Ontology annotation, biological process: cilium movement; axonemal central apparatus assembly. The transcript has 15 exons. Bases 36 to 5954 code for a protein of 1972 amino acids. Gene Ontology annotation, cellular component: axoneme. NCBI's taxonomy places the organism in Eukaryota, Metazoa, Arthropoda, Insecta, Diptera, Drosophilidae. The record is from RefSeq and is a predicted model, not a curated record.